This is a messenger RNA of Abrus precatorius (Indian licorice), 1271 nucleotides long. Its product is annotated as transcription initiation factor TFIID subunit 9. Bases 87 to 620 code for a protein of 177 amino acids. The record is from RefSeq and is a predicted model, not a curated record. Gene Ontology annotation, cellular component: transcription factor TFIID complex; SAGA complex. Gene Ontology annotation, biological process: RNA polymerase II preinitiation complex assembly; DNA-templated transcription initiation. Gene Ontology annotation, molecular function: transcription coactivator activity; protein heterodimerization activity; RNA polymerase II general transcription initiation factor activity. Lineage: Eukaryota; Viridiplantae; Streptophyta; Magnoliopsida; Fabales; Fabaceae. The transcript has 3 exons.
AUCCGAAACACCAUCUUCUCCGUCGCACUGUUGGUUUUGAAUUAACACCGUUGACGGCAACUCCGGCCACUUUACAGUGGACAGUCAUGGCAGAUAAAGAUGACGAGUUAUCGAUGCCAAGGGAUGCGAAGAUCGUCAAGUCUUUGUUGAAAUCAAUGGGCGUGGACGACUACGAACCUCGCGUUCUACAUAAGUUUCUCGAACUGUGGUAUCGCUACGUCGUUGAUGUGUUAACGGAUGCGCAAGUGUAUUCAGAGCAUGCGGGAAAGUCUGCAAUUGACUGUGACGAUGUUAAGCUGGCUAUUCAAUCGAAGGUUAACUUCAGCUUCUCGCAACCACCCCCUCGUGAGGUGCUUCUCGAAUUGGCUCAAAACCGCAACAAGAUACCAUUGCCAAAGACUAUAGCAGGACCUGAUAUCCCACUUCCACAUGAUCAGGACACAUUAAUCAGUCCCAACUACCAGUUUGCAAUGCCAAACAAAAGGCCCCCAGAACCUAUAGAAGAAACAGAGGAUGAAGAAGCUACCAAUCCAAACCCAUCUCAGGAAGAGAAGAUGGACGUGCAGCAGAAUCCCCAUCAAAGAGUGUCAUUUCCCCUGCCCAAACGCCAAAAGGAAUAAUUUGAAGUCCCGUCUGCGACUAAUGCUUAGUUUAGUCUAGCUCAUAUAUAAUUGUUGUACUACCGUGGUUGUUGCAAAAAUCUAUAAAAAAUGGUAGCUUGUUGUUUUAUUCUAUGUAAAGUCAACUAGGUUUUGACAUUGAAAUUAAAUUUCCAAAUGGCUCAUCUUGGUCUGAAUAUAUGCUUCAUUUCAAAGUCCUUGUGAACACAAUCUUUACCUCAGCUGUAUGAAACUCAGCGAUUGAUUUGGUGGAGCCUUGCAAACUUUGAAAUCAAAUUCAAUAUAGUAUUCAUAAGGAUAUGAAGUAACGGUAUUCUGUUUAGUUUGUUCAACGAAAAAUUGAGCUGUGCAUAUAAUUGCAAUUUCAAUGGCUCAAUUUCGAUUGAAUAUUGAACAGUUUUUAAAAAAUAAUAGAACUGUUGUAUAAGUGUUCUGCAACUUGUCCUAUGCUGCAAUCAGAAAAUUCAAAUUCAAUCACAAGCACAGCUUCCACUUCUGUACACGCUCUAUGGUUAGUUUUGUUCUUAGACUUUUUCAUCCGAACACAUGCUGUGAGAUGGCUGUCAAGAUAGGUCACUGCUGCCUAAAGAAGACAAAAUCUUGAGACAGGUUUGAGGUGUGACCCGAUACUAUUAAAGUUUCAUUUUACUG